AUGUCUCCGCCUAUUAAGAUCAUCGGCCAUCCGGUAAGCCCAUUCUCGCACCGCGUCGAGGCCGCUCUGCGGCUCAAGGGCGUGCCAUACGAGCUGAUCGAGGAAGACCUGAGCAACAAGAGCGAGCUGCUGCUCGCCAAAAACCCUGUCCACAAGAAGGUACCCGUGCUCCUCCAUGGAGACCGAGCCAUCUGUGAGUCUCUCGUCAUCGUUCAGUACGUCGACGAGGCCUUCGACGGGCCGCCUCUCCUGCCGGCCGACCCCAACGACCGUGCCAUGGCCCGUUUUUGGGCAGACUUCAUGGACAGCAAGCUUCUCAAGCCGUUCUGGCUGGCACACUGGAUAGAGGGCGAGGCGCAGAAGGCUCAGGUGGAAGAGGCCAAGCAGAACCUGGCGCUUCUGGAGGAGCAGCUCAAAGGGAGGAGGUUCUUUGGAGGCGACACCAUCGGCUACGUCGACAUAGCCGCCUGUUUGUUAGCUCCUUGGCUCAGCGUGAUAGAGGAGGUGACUGGAGUGACUGUGGUUGACGAAAACGAGUACCCUGCUCUACGCCGGUGGUCCAGAGAGUACAAUUCCUACGAAGAUCUGAAGCAGUGCGUCCCGGACAGAGACCAGCUCGUCGCCUUCUAUAAUGAAAGGAAGGAGGGGUACAAAAUGUUUGCUAGUGCAUGGUUGCAACAGUAG
Molecule: messenger RNA, 684 nt
Organism: Miscanthus lutarioriparius
Lineage: Eukaryota; Viridiplantae; Streptophyta; Magnoliopsida; Poales; Poaceae
Source: the annotation of a GenBank genome assembly